AUGGUCAUGAAGACCCAGAUUCUCCUGUUAUUUUUUGCUCUGCUCUGCUCGCUUCCCACGACCAACGGAUGGUGUUUCAAUGCCGCUUGUAAUAUGAAAUGCUCUUUUCUUUACAGUAAUGUAAGUUGAUUACCUAUACUUCGACGCUACGACUUUUCGGGUCAACGACAGUUCCGAUCGACGAUACUUUUGGGUCGUUGCAUGCAUGAGGAGGCUAUUAUAGGAGAAGGCUUAGUUAGUAGAAAUAAUAAGAUUGAGCCAAUCCUAAUAUAGUUUCUUACCAAUUUUGAUAAUGAGGUAUUUUACAUGUAUUGAAAAAAUAAAACUUCCUGACCUUAUUUUUUAAAGCAGGUAUUGCUACAAUAUCUCAGGAUUAAGAAAACUAGGAUUGGCAAUAGCUAAAAUUAUAGAAAGUUGUCAUAUUGUAAGUCUCCGCCGAGCCUUUCACGUUCGCCUUGCGUCCAAUAGCUUUGUCAGGCCUCGUAGGCAUUUCCAACAACCGUUUUUCUGGGUACCCACCAGCUCUACGCCCGACCGAGUUUGCAAUGACCCGAACUGUCGUCUACCCGAAAGUCGGGAUGCGUUUUGUUUUCUCUGAAGUUUUGGGAAAGUCUGUAAAAAGUGUAGCGCAAAAAUGGCGCUUUAUAUUAUAGAGUCGGCAAACCUGCGGAGGUAGCUGUGUGAACGGGAGAUGCCGGUGCUACGUGCUGCGAAAAGAUCACCCACCAGAUGUUGAAAUGACAACACCGCAGCAACCUUUUCAAAAGUUUUAAGAAGAAUAAAGGCUUAUCAUGAACUGGGAUUAAAGUUGCUAAAACUCAUUUAUAGCGCCAAAAAUAUAAAAAAAGUCUGAGCGCAGCCUUGAGAGAUGUCUUAGAAAUGAACACAUAAAGUCAUCCUGAUUUACCAGGCAGUAAUAAUGCUAAUAACCACCGUUCUUUCAGAGCCGACAACAAUUCCGUGGAGAAUGCGUCCGUGGGAAAUGCCAAUGCAUUGCAGUGACCGGGCCGCCUCCGGAAGAGCAAGAAACAACCGUUUGA
Bursaphelenchus xylophilus (pine wood nematode) is the source of this 1040-nucleotide messenger RNA. NCBI's taxonomy places the organism in Eukaryota, Metazoa, Nematoda, Chromadorea, Rhabditida, Aphelenchoididae. The record is from the annotation of a GenBank genome assembly.